Molecule: messenger RNA, 1532 nt
Organism: Cornus florida
Lineage: Eukaryota; Viridiplantae; Streptophyta; Magnoliopsida; Cornales; Cornaceae
Exons: 6
Coding region: 237-1208 (323 amino acids)
Biological process (GO): regulation of alternative mRNA splicing, via spliceosome
Source: RefSeq, a predicted model, not a curated record
UUGGCAUCGUGUUUGGGUUUUUUUUUGGAACCACAAGAGAAGGUACUGCUCCGAGUUUCCAACGAUAUACACCUAUCAUUUUCCUCUGCGCUACCGAUUCAGCUUCUUCCGCGCCUGUCACACCCACUCUCCAACGCUUCUUGUAACCAUCAUCAACUUUGCUCAUCACUUCAUCAAAUCAUUUAAGCUCAAUCGCACCGUCAAAUCCUCUAGACUAAAAGGAAGAAAGAGGUGAUAUGAGUAAGUACGGCUUGCAACUAAGGGUUCAACCAUCCCAGAAGAAGAAGCAACCAACAAGACCUCCUCUCCCUACUCCUAUUGGCUUUCAAGAUGAGGACGACAAUGAUGUUGAGAAAGAGAUUUCUCGUCAGGCCAGCAAGAACAAGGCUCUUAAGGAUAUUGAGGAGCAGCACAAGAAAGCUUUGGAAGAGGACCCCUCAGUAUUUGAUUAUGAUGGAGUGUAUGAUGAAAUGAAAGAAAAUGUUGUUCGCCCUGUAGCACAUGAUCGCCAGGAGAGAAAGUCAAAAUAUAUUCAAACACUAAUGGAAAAGGCGAAAGAACGAGAGCGAGAACAUGAGAUAGUAUAUGAGAGAAAACUUGCUAAAGAGAGAAGUCAAGAUGAGCACCUCUAUGCUGACAAGGAUAAGUUUGUUACAAGUGCCUACAAAAAGAAACUUGCGGAGCAAGCAAAAUGGUUGGAGGAAGAACGUCUUCGUCAACUUCGGGAAGAAAAGGAUGAUGUCACUAAGAAGAGUGAUAUCAGUGAUUUCUAUUUCAACCUAUCAAAGAACGUUGCUUUUGGUUCCAAAGAGGCCGAGUCAAGGAAGAAUAGACGGCUGAGGGAAGAGGCCACUGUUGAUAAAUCAGAAAAAGCUCCUCCAUCAACCAACAUGCGUUUGGAAGCUUCCGAGGUGGGAGAUAGGCGUCGUGGUGAAACUUCUACCCUUCCCAAGGCGAGUCCCGAGUCUAUAGAUACAAAACCAAAUUCCAGUUCUUUGACAGAAGGAAAAACUUUAAGUGAACCAACAGCUGACGAACAGUCUGAGUCUAUGCAUACAAAGCAAAAUUCAAGUGCUUCCGGAGAAGAAAAGGAUGUAACUGAACCAGUAGCCGAUGAACCGAAACCUGAUCAUCAUAAAAGGAGUGUAGAUGCAGUGGCUGCAGCAAAAGAACGAUUUUUGGCCCGUAAGAGGGCAAAGGACCAGUAGUCACUUGCAGUUCCCGGAGCUUUUCAGUAGCGUUCCUCCUCUUCAUCUAUCAUUUCAGCUUCAUGUAAUAAUCUUUCUUCGCGUGGUUUUGGUGAGGGCCUGGAAGAAGAUAUUUCCUUGUGAUGGAAUUAUAUGCUUGAUCUAAAAGACCAGUAAGCAGCAUCACCAAAUCCAUACGGAGCCUAAAAUUCCUUUGAUUCUGGCAUUGUUUAUCCAUUUCCGGGAACAUGGCUUCUUAGGGCUAUACUGAUAAAUUAAUCUUUGCUGUAAGUUGUAACGCACCAAAUUUGUUCUUCUAAAUGGGUACCACGCGUUUCAACUCCA